AUGGAGUUAACAAAGAUGGGUGAACGAGUGUUUGCGGCCGAGUGUAUACAGAAACGACGAGUCCGCAAAGGCAAAGUUGAAUACUUUGUUAAAUGGAAGGGUUGGUCUAUCAAGUACAACACCUGGGAACCUGAAGAAAACAUUCUAGAUCAUAGGCUUAUAGAGCAGUUCAAGAGAGAAAGUAGUGGUGGUGGAAAAAGGGGACCAAAGCCAAAGAAGACAAAAGUACAAGAAAAUACUGAAGACACAGGGGAGGGUUCUGAUGAUGAUGAGGACGAAGAUGAUGAAGAAGGUGAAGAGAGUAACAGUUCAGAAGAUGAGUCGAGUGAAGAAAGUGCAGAGGUUACUAAGCAGCGAAAAGACACUCACCGUAGCUCAGCAAGCCCUGCCCGCUCAGACAAAGAAAGAGACAAAGACCAGGAUAAGGGUGGCGGCAGAGAACGGUCCUCACAUUCCUCAAGGUCCACCCCCAUGAAGCGUGGCCCCGGCAGACCACCCAAAAACCCAAGCCACCCUAGCUAUGUUCCACCUUCCAAAAAGAUGAAGCUCCAAACUAGUCAUUCAAAGCUGAAAGCUGCGAAAAAACCUGGGCCUAAGAAAAGACAGUUAAAAGUGAAACCCUCCUCCACAUCUCAGCAGUCAAACCAACAAACCCAGAACAGCAGCAACACCACACACACCAGCGUUGACAGCAGCAAUAAAACUGUGGAGAAGGAGAACAUUUCCAAGAGUGAAAACACCUGUAGCAACCUCAAAGCCAACAGCAAAUUUGAGAACAACACAUCCAGUAAACCCAGCUCUGGGGCCAAAACAGUUGACAAUGGAGUUUAUGACUUUCCCUCGGAUGACUGUGACUCCAACAAAGGAUCACUGUCUAAUAACUUACCUAAAAGAGGGUUGACUGGGAAAAAAUACUGGAUACCACCUAGCUUCUUCAAAGCAGCUGUAGACAGUGUGGUCAUAACUGAUGUGGACUCCUCAGACACAAUGAUCACAGUCAGGGAGUGUUCAUUUCCUAAGGGUUUCUUUAACUAGCUGGAUUCUUACACAGAGAAUACAUUUUCUUUUAGACAGCAUUAGACCAGUACUUUGAUGUGCAUAAUUGUAAAUAAUAGUUGUUCAAGCAUCUUUUGUGUUCAGUGAACUUGAGAAUCAACUGCUGUGAAAGGAUGUACACCAUUUUCCAUUAUUUAUUUUAUUCAUUUAUCUUUGUUUUCAGUGGUUUAAUGUUUCUUAAAUUGUCCAGUAUUUAUCAUUGACUGUUUCUUUUUGUGUUGUCUUGAUCCUUCUCAUGUAUCAAAACAUGUUAAAUAAUUGUACAUUUUUGUGAUCAUUGACCAACACAUGUAACAAAGAUGGAUCAACUUUGGAUAAUGAUUAUCCCUCAGAUUUCAUCAUAUAACAAAGUUAGUCUGUAACUAUAUUAUGACCAUUCAGAGAAUCCAAAUCCCAAGACUCAGUCAUGUAACAGAAGCAAAGUUAGGGCCUUUAGGAGUAACUUUAUCCCAAGAUUCCUUUUAUGUAACAAUUUACAAAGAUAGAGCAGCUUUAGUAAAAUCUUUAUUCCAAUCUUGAAUCAUUUAUAAUCAAUAUGAUUAAUAGUCCUCAUACAUGUACUUACCAUUUGUAUGUUAUCUGAAUAUACAUUUUACAAUGCUGUAAGUUAUGUUACAAAUAAGUAAUUAAAACUAAUUACUAAUUCUAUAAGGUUUUUUUCUUAUGUACAAAAUCUACCAUGAUGAACAGCCCUGUUUAGAUUCAUGCCAUUGUUUAUUAACACAAACUCCAUCAAUGAGAGAUCUUUGAGUUUGUGAACACAACUAAGUUCAUUGACACAUUAAGAAUAAAAAGAUUUAAA
Molecule: messenger RNA, 1858 nt
Organism: Physella acuta
Lineage: Eukaryota; Metazoa; Mollusca; Gastropoda; Physidae
Product: chromobox protein homolog 8
Biological process (GO): negative regulation of transcription by RNA polymerase II
Cellular component (GO): PRC1 complex; chromatin
Molecular function (GO): chromatin binding
Source: RefSeq, a predicted model, not a curated record